GACGCAGUUUCAGUUCGCGCUGCUCGAACGCCGGUACGCGUGGUCGCUGCUCUAGAGGAUUUUUCCGCGGACAUGGACGUUGAUGUCUGAAGCGCCUGUGGAUAUCGGAGAGCACCGAGUUAUGGAUCGUUUUUGAACUGCGUCUGAGUAUAGAAAAUAAAACAAUGAUGUUCAUCCUUCUGAUCGCCGCCUACGGAUUGGCGGUCGGUUUGCUGUAUCUGCUGUAUAUGGUAGUCAACCAGUUCACCUAUUGGAACCAGCGCAAGAUUCUGCAUCUUAAGGUGACCCCACUGCUCGGCAAUUUUGCGCCCAUAUUCUUCCGGCGCAACUCCUUUCCCGAGCACGCCAAGUUCCUCUACAACUACCUUCCGGACGCGAAGUACUACGGCACCUUCGACUUCAACACCCCGGUCAUCGUGCUCAAGGACCUCGACCUUAUCCGUGACAUCUGUGUGAAGAACUUCGACAAUUUUCCGGACCACCGCAGCUUCGUCACGGAGGAGAUGGACCCCAUAGUCGGGCGCAACGUCUUCUCCCUCAAAGGUCAGCGCUGGAAGGACGUCCGGGGCACACUUAGCCCGAGCUUCACCGCCAACAAGAUGAAGAUUAUGUUCCAGCUGAUCACCGAGUGCUCCAGGGAAUUCGUCCAGUACUUCGUCGAUCAUCCGGAAUUGGCUGCGAACUUCGAGGCCAAGGACGCGUUCACCAGGUACACCAACGACGUUAUAGCCACUGCCGCUUUUGGUAUCCAGGUCAAUUCCAUGAGGGAUCGCGAGAACGAGUUCUACGUCCACGGCAAAGACGCCACUUCGUUCUCCAGUCCUCUGAGGCUGAUCAAGUUCAUACUUUUCCGGAGCUUCCCGAAACUCGUCCGGAUGACCGGCGAGAGGUUCCUGUCGAGGUCCACCGACAAGUUCUUCAACCAGCUGGUCAUCAACACCGUGAGAACGAGAGAGGAACAGAAGAUAGUGAGACCCGACAUGAUUCAGCUGCUGAUGCAGGCUAGGGACAAGGAGGACGGCAUCGAUGUCACCAUCGAGGACAUCAUCGGCCAGGCCUUCAUCUUCUUCCUGGCUGGCUUCGACACCUCGUCCACCCUCAUGUGCUUCGCGGCUUACGAGCUGGCCGCUCACCCGGACAUACAAGAGAAGGUCUUCAGAGAGAUCGAGGAGCAGGAGAACGGCGAAGAGUUGACCUACGAGUCCCUCGCGAAAAUGAAGUACCUGGACAUGGUGAUCAGCGAAACCCUGAGGAUGUACCCACCGUCACCGAUGACCGACAGGGUCUGCGCCAAGGAGUUCGUCAUGCCACCUGCCAAGGCUGGCGAACCGGAACUUCGGGUGGAAAUCGGGACGAACAUGGUGAUGCCGAUCUACGGUAUGCAUCACGACCCGCAACACUUUCCGGAGCCAGACAAAUUCAUGCCGGAGAGGUUCUCCGACGAGAACAAGGACAAGAUCAAUCCGUAUAUUUACAUGCCCUUCGGGCACGGGCCCAGGAAGUGCAUCGGAAAUCGUUUCGCUCUCAUGGAGACGAAAACUCUGCUCGUUCACAUCCUGAGAAAGUUCAGGAUCAAAUUCACCGACAGAUCCAAGUAUCCCAUCGAAUUUUGCAAAAAGACCUUCAACAUGACUCAGAAGGAUGGCUUUUGGCUCAAGUUCGAGGAGCGAAAGAAGACGGAUUGAGGACGCUUGCGCUUGUUCUUUUCUACGAUUGUAUUAUACAGAGUUAUAUUUUUCACGAAAUGUAAGCUAGUCUAUUACUUGUAAAUGACAACAAUAUAGGUAUAAGUACAAUAAUAAAAUCGAGAUUCGUCUCCACA
Nasonia vitripennis (jewel wasp) is the source of this 1822-nucleotide messenger RNA. It is a transcript of the gene CYP9P3, whose product is annotated as cytochrome P450 9P3. Gene Ontology annotation, molecular function: oxidoreductase activity, acting on paired donors, with incorporation or reduction of molecular oxygen; monooxygenase activity; iron ion binding. The transcript has a single exon. The coding region runs from base 165 to 1685 and encodes 506 amino acids. The record is from RefSeq and is marked validated. Lineage: Eukaryota; Metazoa; Arthropoda; Insecta; Hymenoptera; Pteromalidae.